Oncorhynchus kisutch (coho salmon) is the source of this 1886-nucleotide messenger RNA. RefSeq names its product probable GPI-anchored adhesin-like protein PGA55. Gene Ontology annotation, molecular function: RNA binding. The record is from RefSeq and is a predicted model, not a curated record. The annotation marks the transcript as partial. NCBI's taxonomy places the organism in Eukaryota, Metazoa, Chordata, Actinopteri, Salmoniformes, Salmonidae. The transcript has 5 exons.
UGCGUUUGGUUGUUAUAUGGUCAAUGGCAGUCGACAUAUAGUACAUCUCGCUCUGAGUUGAAAUUAGUGUUGUUUAAAAUGAAACGGGUGAUGAACCUCUCAGAGGAGAACAGGACAGUCGUGGUCUCUGGUGUACCAGACACACUGUCCAGCAGCCGCAUGGCAGACAAACUGGUUAUUCACUUCCAGAGCUCCAGAAGCCACGGAGGAGAUGUAGAAAACAUCAAGUACCCGACCAGCUUCAAGGGGGUGGCUUUUGUUACAUUUGAAAACACCAGAGAUGCUGAGAUGGUAAUCAGAAAGAAGCAGAUAAUGUGUGACAAGGAGUUCCCUCAAGACUACCCUAUCACUGUAUUCAGAUUCACCCAAGACGUGUUGUUCUACGUGAACGCUAAAGUGGACCUGUCAAUCUGCGGUGACGAGGAACAGCAGGAGACCCUGAUCCAAAGCUUGCAGUCUGCUCACAGAUCAGUGAGGAUCUGCCUUCUACCCAACCAGGAGGGUAAAGCUUCAGUGGAGGGACCCUUCUCUGCCAUCAGGGACCUGAGAGAGGACCUGCUCCAGCGGGCCACUGCCAGCAGCAGCAGUCACCCAGGGGAGAAGCACAGGGCUCCAUCGAGCUCUGGUUACUCCCUGACCUCAGUGGCAGCAGGGAAUGGGGUAUCCCAGGUCAGCAGCAGUCACCCAGGGGAGAAGCACAGGGCUCCAUCGAGCUCUGGUUACUCCCUGGCCUCAGUGGCAGCAGGGAAUGGGGUAUCCCAGGUCAGCAGCAGUCACCCAGGGGAGAAGCACGGGGCUCCAUUGAGCUCUGGUUACUCCCUGGCCUCAGUGGCAGCAGGGAAUGGGGUAUCCCAGGUCAGCAGCAGUCACCCAGGGGAGAAGCACGGGGCUCCAUUGAGCUCUGGUUACUCCCUGACCUCAGUGGCAGCAGGGAAUGGGGUAUCCCAGGUCAGCAGCAGUCACCCAGGGGAGAAGCACAGGGCUCCAUCGAGCUCUGGUUACUCCCUGGCCUCAGUGGCAGCAGGGAAUGAGGUAUCCCAGGUCAGCAGCAGUCACCCAGGGGAGAAGCACGGGGCUCCAUUGAGCUCUGGUUACUCCCUGGCCUCAGUGGCAGCAGGGAAUGGGGUAUCCCAGGUCAGCAGCAGUCACCCAGGGGAGAAGCACGGGGCUCCAUUGAGCUCUGGUUACUCCCUGGCCUCAGUGGCAGUAGGGAAUGGGGUAUCCCAGGUCAGCAGCAGUCAUGCCUGGGAAAGGCACAGAGCUCCAUCUCCAUCAAGCCAUGAUCAUUCCCCGAGCUCUGUGGUAGCAGAGAGUAGGUCUUCCAGGGUCAGACCUGGGGAUGGUGCUGAGGUGGACUUCCGGGUCAGCUGUUACACCUGGGAGAAGAAGAACAGGGCAGCUGAUCAUUCUCUGUCAAGCUCUGUGGCAGGAGGGAGUGUGGCUUCUACAAUAAAUCAAUCCUUGGAAAAGCACCGCAGGGCAGCUCCAUCAAGCUCUGAUCAUUCUCUGAGCUCCAUGGCAUCAGGGAGUGGAGAAUCCAAGGUCAUCAGCAGCAGUCACACAUUAGAGAAGUACAUCGCUCCAUCAAGCCAUAAUCAAUCUCUGCCAAGCCAGUGGCAGCAGGAACUUCCAAGGAACCACGGUGUGUCAGCUGUGUUCGAUGACAAUGAUGUGGCCGACCUGACUCUGAUAUCACUGAGAGGGCGCCGCGACAGCAAGGGUCUCUCUGAAGUCCAACUGACCAUAUCAGAGCUGACUGAUUUGGUUGCUGUGUGGCAGUCAACCCUGAGAAUCCACACUAUAGACUACAGAAGGCAGGACCUGCGUGAGAGAAAGAGGCUGCUGCAAAUCUGUGCCGAGGUGAACAACAUUUAUGAGGACGUUCU